CUCAAAUCCUCAUCCUCCGCAACCAUACACACCUCUCUUCUUCAACCUCUGAAUCCCUCGACAAACCCUAAUCACCACCAUGCUUCUCAAAGCUUCUCCGGCCUCCGCGUCUCAGUUGCUCAGUCUCGGCGAGAGCUUGUUUUCCUCCGCUCAAUUGUCGUCUUCUUCGAUUUCCUACUCCGCCGCUCCUCUGAACUCGUCCACGUCUCUGUUUUCGAGUCUGCGGUCAUCGCCGGCGAGAAAUGACGGCGGGGCCGUGGUCUGUGCGGCCUCGAAGAGUUCGAACAGCCGGCCGCUUACCGGUGUGGUUUUCGAGCCGUUUGAGGAGGUGAAGAAGGAGCUUGAUCUCGUCCCUAUGCUCCCUCAAAUCUCUCUGGCUCGCCAGAAGUACAGUGAGGAGAGUGAGGCUGCCAUUAACGAGCAGAUCAAUGUGGAGUACAACGUAUCCUAUGUGUACCAUGCCAUGUAUGCCUACUUCGACAGGGACAAUGUCGCACUCAGGGGUCUUGCCAAGUUUUUCAAGGAAUCAAGUGAGGAGGAGAGGGGGCAUGCUGAGAAAUUGAUGGAAUACCAGAAUAAGCGUGGUGGAAGAGUGAAAUUGCAAUCAAUACUGAUGCCUCUCUCAGAGUUCGAUCAUGCUGAGAAAGGAGAUGCUCUAUAUGCAAUGGAGCUUGCAUUGUCUCUGGAGAAACUGACAAAUGAAAAGCUGCUUCACUUGCACCAUGUUGCUGACAAGACCAAAGAUGUGCAACUAGCUGAUUUUGUUGAAAGCGAGUUUUUGGCUGAGCAGGUGGAGGCAAUCAAGAAGAUCUCAGAAUAUGUUGCUCAACUCAGGAGGGUUGGCAAAGGACAUGGGACUUGGCACUUCGAUCAGAUGCUGUUACAUGAUGAGGUUGCUGCAUAAUGAACUCAUUGUCAUCAUCUUUUGUUCGUGGUUACGAGUCUGAAGCUGUCUUUUCUGUUGGUGGUUCAAGUUUUCUGUUUAGAGAUUUAGACCGUUUAACCCUUCUGGUAGUUUAAGAGAUGAGGGUACAUGGGGAAAAAGUUAACUCAAGUUCUCACCAUAUGAACUAAUUAUGGUUCCUUUAUUCAAUGCUUUCUCCUUUACUGUU
Molecule: messenger RNA, 1112 nt
Organism: Rosa rugosa (rugosa rose)
Lineage: Eukaryota; Viridiplantae; Streptophyta; Magnoliopsida; Rosales; Rosaceae
Product: ferritin-4, chloroplastic
Exons: 8
Coding region: 80-904 (274 amino acids)
Biological process (GO): intracellular iron ion homeostasis; iron ion transport
Cellular component (GO): cytoplasm
Molecular function (GO): ferrous iron binding; ferric iron binding
Source: RefSeq, a predicted model, not a curated record